AACGGCUUUAAUGUGCACUACCAUGAUGAUACAGCUUUGGUCAACACAAAAGGUCCACCCAUUAGUUGUAUAUCGCAGUAUAUAGUAAGCUGUUUUAAAACUAUUCAUGAAAUCUAAUAUUUUUGUCAGACACAGCUGAAUAAUUGAAACCAAAAAAUGGUAAACAGCAGUAGAGAUUAUGUUGAGUCCAGGAAACAACAGCCUCAUGUACUGUAGGCAGAUACUGUAGUCCAGUGUUAUAUUACAUACAUUCCUGAAGUUUAUCCCACUUUAUAAGUGUGUAUGUGCAUGUUAGUUUAUGUGUGCAGUGUGUGGUGCACAAAGACCAAAGCCAGUGUCAUUUGACAUUGUUUUUACACACACAAAUCACACACCAACCAGUGCAGCCUGUAGGACAACAGGGCAAACACAGCCCCCCUCAGGCCGGAACCUAAUUGUUAGCCACUGUUGUGCCUAGUCCGGGGAUUAGCUACUGGCUGGGGAGUACUAUUCACUCCCUCUUUCAUUCCCUCUGCCCACUGGGCCUUAUCACCAUCAAUCUGACACCCUGUUUAUCUGAUGCUGCAGCCAGAUCUGCUGGGCUUGGAGAAAUGUUCACAAAGGCCAUGGAUCAUCAGCACUUUGAUUGUGGGACCCCAAAUGGCCAUUACUCUCUCUGGCCCCAGUGAUCCCACCAGUGCUCUGUCUCCAUGAUCCCUAUGCUGUGGUUAGUCCCAGUCGCAGAACCUGGAAAGCCAACCUGAAGUCCUGUCACUUUGUGUGUGUUUUGUCAUUUAUACUCUUCGUUCAUCUCACACAAAAGUGCUUCUUCAGCUGGUGGACAGGUUCUCCAUGUGGAUUGGUUUGUUGCGGCACACUGUUUCUCUCUGCCUUUUUUGCUCUGUUGGCUGCCUUACAAUACCAGUAACCAGGGAGUUACCGGCAAGUGUAGGAUCUGGAGUUUACCACCACCAUCUGAUUACUGCGUCAAGUUAGCUUCAUUGUGUUAAAGAAGAAGAAAGAAAAGCAAACAGACUUUACCAUCAUGGCUUCUUUUAAGCUGGAUUUUCUCCCCGAGAUGAUGGUGGACCAUUGCUCUUUGAAUUCUAGUCCUGUUGGAAAGAAGAUGAAUGGGUCUCUGGACCACCCUGACCAACCAGAUGUUGAUGCGAUUAAGAUGUUUGUGGGACAGAUCCCACGGUCCUGGUCCGAGGAGCAGCUUCGUGAGCUGUUUGAGCCUUAUGGAGCUGUCUAUGAGAUUAAUGUUCUUCGAGACCGUAGCCAGAACCCACCACAGAGCAAAGGCUGCUGUUUUAUAACGUACUAUACUCGCAAAUCAGCCUUGGAAGCACAGAAUGCUCUGCACAACAUGAAGAUUCUGCCAGGGAUGCACCACCCAAUCCAAAUGAAGCCUGCUGACAGUGAGAAGAACAACGCGGUGGAGGACAGGAAGCUGUUUAUUGGAAUGAUCUCUAAGAAGUGUAAUGAGAACGACAUCCGACUGAUGUUCUCACCAUACGGACAGAUAGAGGAGUGCCGAAUACUGCGAGGCCCUGAUGGACUCAGUCGUGGUUGUGCGUUUGUGACAUUCACGGCAAGACAAAUGGCACAGUCAGCCAUCAAAUCCAUGCACCAGUCUCAGACCAUGGAGGGCUGCUCAUCACCCAUCGUGGUGAAGUUUGCAGACACUCAGAAGGACAAGGAGCAGAAGCGCAUGGCCCAACAGCUGCAGCAACAGAUGCAGCAACUCAGUGCUGCCUCCAUGUGGGGGAACCUUACUGGGCUCAACAGCCUGGGGCCACAGUACCUAGCAAUCUACUUACAGUUGCUGCAGCAGUCAGCCUCCACAGGGAAUGCACUCAACAACCUGCACCCUGUUUCAGGUCUUAAUGCCAUACAGAACCUGGCUGCUUUAGCAGCAGCAGCAACUGCCACACAGGCCACGCCCACAGGCUCCAGCGCCAUGACAACAUCUAGUAGCCCACUAAGUGCACUAACAAGCUCAGGCUCCUCUCCCACCUCCAGCAGCAACUCCUCAGUGAACCCUAUGUCUUCUUUGGGUGCUCUGCAGUCUCUCGCUGCUGGUGCUGGAGCUGGCCUCAACAUGGGCUCCCUGGCAGGCAUGGCGGCACUAAAUGGCAGCCUUGGCUCCGGAGGCCUGUCUAAUGGCUCAGGAAGCACCAUGGAGGCCCUGAGCCAGGCCUACUCAGGCAUCCAGCAGUAUGCUGCUGCCGCUGCCAUCCCCAGUUUGUACAACCAGAGUCUGCUGCCCCAGCAAAGUGUGUCAGCUGCAGGCAGCCAGAAAGAAGGACCAGAAGGCGCCAACCUCUUCAUUUACCACCUGCCCCAGGAGUUUGGAGACCAGGAUUUGCUCCAGAUGUUUAUGCCCUUUGGAAACGUCAUCUCUGCUAAAGUCUUCAUUGACAAACAGACAAACCUCAGCAAGUGCUUUGGCUUUGUGAGCUAUGACAACCCGGUGUCAUCACAGGCAGCCAUCCAGUCAAUGAAUGGUUUCCAGAUCGGUAUGAAGAGGUUGAAGGUGCAGCUGAAGCGCUCAAAGAAUGACAGCAAGCCCUACUGAUGGUGCUGAGGCACUGCAGACUUAGUUAGGCAGGGUGGUGUUAUGGUAAGUGGAGUAUGAAUAACCAAGACUGGUCCACAGAAACUUGUCUGCAUUACAGUGUGGUGUCUGCUGCGCUGCCUCUCCUGGUCAUUGUACCGUGUCCAGGCAAAGACACACAUGAAGCUACAUGCAAGAGAUUUUGGGCUAGACUGGAUUCUUCCUGUGUUCUGUUGUGGUUUAUGCACUUUGUUUUCAUUUUAACAAAUGAGAGAAACAGGUGUAUUUUAAUUUAAGUUGAAAUGUUAUCAGUUUGCUGUGGUAUAUAAUAAAUAUAUGAGUUAAUUGUUAGGAUAUGUUGCACUUUGACAGUCAGGUGCCAAACCCAUGUGUUUUUUUACUUCCUGUUCCCCCUGCACUCCACCACCACCCAGACUCAGCUUAAAGCUCCCUCACACAGGAGCUACAUCAGAUUAGAAAACAGAAGUCAUCACUUUUUUUUUACAAACCAAAUGUGUGGUUUCCCUUCUGUAUUAGGCAUCUGUAUUAUCUCUUAACAUGGAAACCGUGUAUGUGAUCUACACCUAAAUUUGUAGUGAGGUACAGAGGCUCAGAUUGUUCUUAAGGAGGAGCUCCACUAACACAUGCAGACAUAUGGACGCAUUUGUCCUCAAGCAGUGUGUGUGCGUCUUUGGUAGUGACAACAUAUCCUUCAUCAGUGACUGCUGUGACAGUUGGGCUGUAAGCAGCCUGUUCUUGUUCUCUGGUGUUUCAACUGAGCUAAAAUGACUGAGGUCAGGCUUACAUCCUCCUGUAACCUCCCUGAUAGAAGGAGAGAAGCUCGAUGGCCUCUGUUAACAGUCAAAUCUUAAAAUGACGCAUUAAUGCUAGUCUGUAUCUGAAGUGUCUGGCAGCUGUUGCAUGGCUUACACUAAUCAAGUAGCCUCAGGUAGAUGAGCACACGUUUGCCUUUAGGUUUUGUUGUGUAUAAACAUUGGCUGGAAUUGAUUUCUGUAUGACACAAAUAUUAUUCUUCUGUUCCCCAGUGUGUUUUCUUUUAGUUUACAACUUUCUAAUGCAGCUGAUAUUGCAUGUGUGAGUAUAAUCUAACCCCAGCAUGUUUUGGUGGUGCUCCUUCUGUGCUGCUGCACUCUGAGUGACUCAGAUAAAUAUGAGUCCGUCUAAUGGAGAUUCAAAGCCUCAAUGAAAUAUAUUUUCUGGUUUUAGUUUGUUUCUACUUUGAAAUCAGGUGAUUUUUUAAAGAUUCAUCGCACCCCCACCUACUGUCCUGCUAGUUAGCGGCCAGCUAAUCUACAGAGGGCUACACCACUAUGUCUCUCACUGGAUCUCUUCUGUGAUUGGAGAACUCAUAUAAAUGUCAAAUUACUCAAGACAAACAUGUUAGUUGCUUAGACUUCCAUAAAAUCAUGUGUAAGUGCUUGUGUGUGCGUGCGUGCGUGCGUGUGUGUUUUUUUUAAAUAGAAUUAGUUGGCAAGACAAUUGUUGAGAUGUAUAUUUAAACUAUUUUGCCUUUUCUAUUUUUAUAUAGGUUUUAUACUUCCCCUGUGUGUUGGGGAACUAUUUAUUGCCUAAAUUAUUUAUCUGAAUAGAAAUUAUUUUGAAAGACAAAUGUGAAGUCCAACAAACUCCACUUGAUCUCCUGGUGUGUGUCCUCUCUUUGCCUGUUCAGCGUUGUUUCCUUUUUGGUGAUGUUUACUAUGUGUCAGUGUGGCAUGGACUGUGUGUGUAGGAUCCAUCAGUGCUGCUACAGACUUCAUAGAACCCUUUCUCUGUCAUACAUGCCUCCAUCUGAAUAAAUAAUUUGCCAAAAAAUAACACAGGGAGCAUAGUUUAUUAUAUAAGUCCAUUUUAACAUGUGCCUGUUGGUCCUGUCUUUCUAUAUACAUAUAUAGCCAUCCAAUAUGUGACAUCAACACAUGUGCACCAAUACUUGGCUGUUUCUCUAAUGUAAGAACUAGUUUUAAUCCAAGUCUGAGUCUUCUGCAGUGAGACGUUCAGAGAACAUGUGUGAUGGAGGUCUGACCAGGGCACUCAGUCACAGGGUCAUUCAUGUAAAAGCAGCUGCAGGUCACCAUGUUGUGUGUAAUGUUGUCCCGUUCACUUAAUGUUGUGUUCUUUUUGGGAGUUUCUUAGUAUAUUGUAAACUGUAUAAACAGGAUUCUUACUAUUGCACAAAAAUCAUGAUGAUGUGUCACGGUCAUCAUGUCUAAUCUAUCGCUGUGUUGUGCUUUAAGACUUGUUUGAUUCUAUAUGUAUUUUUGAAUAUUAAGACAAAAAAAAUGCUUUAUUUAUGCACCGUGAAGUAUUAAACAAGUCCAAAGUGGUCACUGAUGGGGUCAUGGCAUCAUGACCCACUAGUCCAUCACGUGAACUGGACCACUGAACAAAAAUGUUGCAGGGUUGAAAUAAUGAAAGCUCGACAAGACCCCCAUGAUUUGUCAGGAAAUGCUGCUUACAUCAUGAUGAGUGCUGCAGAUAAAUGGAUGUUACACUGAUUGCACUGGUGGUGUGAAUUGUAAGUUACCAAUAACCUUAGUUCACCUUCUGUCUCUACUGUAUAUGGUUAGAGCAUCUCAUCUUUAGAAGAUGCUGCCUCUCCAGCAAGGAUACAGCCCCUGAACUGAGACAUUACUGCCUUAUUAAAUGUUAUGCACAUGAGAGGUGCAGGAAAAAUAUACCUUUUUAAAUUUUUAAACCAAAGUCAAAAAGAUUCAAUUAAAAACCAAAACUCCCAAUGUGUCAGUCUGUCUCUCAAUACUGUCCCUGCUCUAUCCGUGGUUCUCAGCCUCCAAGUCCUCCCAAUUGCAUAUGAACGAGCUAGACACUUGGUGUUUUGGCAAGUGUUAAUCAAACAGGAGGAAAGAGUGUUUGUGUUUGAAACUAUUUUCCACACUAGGAGGAUUAGUGACUAUUUGAGGUGUGUGUGUGUGUGUGUGUGUGUGUGUGUGUGUGUGUGUGUGUGUGUGUGUGUGUGUGUGUGUGUGUGUGUGUGUGUGUGUGUGUGUGUGUGUGUGUGUGUGUGUGUGUGUGUGUGUGUGUGUGUGUGUGCGCGCGCGCUCGCCCGUGCUCGUAGGUGUGUGUGUGCUCGUAGGUGCUGUGGCCUAUAAACAGAAUAUCACUGGACUUAUGUUAAUUGUGGCUAAAAUAGAUUUGAAGUCAGAAGUGAAGCAGGAGUCACAUAAAUCAGCAAAUGGAUUAUGAUAAACCUCCAUGUGUAAACAGAAAGAUGAAAGUAACAUCUAUUAACUACAUAUCAUGUAUGCCAUGCACAACAGAUCUGUUUUGGCUUCAGCCAUUGCCAUUGGUUUCCAUUCAUUUCUGUUUGGCAUAAACAUGUUAUUUCAGACUAGAAACUUGCCCAUAAGACUGUUACUAAGCAACAGUAAUGUAACUGUAGCAUAGAGUCCUAGAUUUUCAUAUCUUAAAGAAAUGAAUGGAAACAAGAGACUGCUGCUGUGUUGGCAGAAAAAGUACAUACAUCUAUCUAUGAAAUGAAGCAGUAUAAUUUGCACAUAGUUGUGAGGUUGAGUAUUAUUUUUGCUAAAAUGAACAAAACAUGGAUAUUUUGUGAUAUGAUACUUUAAUUUCCAUUUUGAAAAUAAUUGAUCAAACCCAUUUACAAAUGUAGUCAGUUAUAAACAGAUGGAGUAACAUGUUGUAUGUAACAUAUUACUUUUUUUAAACAAUUCACUGAGCAGUAAUAAAAAUGUCAUUAUUCCAGUGGUACUCUCGAGCCACCAUAUUAGAUGAGCUCUUUUAGAUUAUGUGUGCUCGACUCUAGCUGCUGAUCCAGACCUCUGGAUUCCUGCUGUGACCUGCAUGUCGUCACAGAUUCUGUGCUGUCAUUUUAUUUAGGCUGUCAUAUGUGUGUGUUUUGUGUUUUUGUUGUCAUUCCCCUCAGUCUCUGGUAACACGUGGUCCAUCUUCACUCUGUCCCUGACACUGACUGUUGAGUGUUUAGACUGUAAUCAACCCUACACAAAGAUAAAUCAUUCUUGGUUUCUUUGUUUCUCUCUCUCCUGUCUGUGUUCCAUUGCUGUUUAACCUAGGUUUGUCUCCCUGUUGUGUUUUUCUUUUUGUUUUUUCUAGAUCUCUUCCUGUUUGCCCUAGCAUGUUGAUGUGGCGUCACAGUUCAUCGUCCAGUCCUUGUGUUUCCUGCGCUUCUCUGAUGCUUCAAAUUUCACCUUUGACAUGUUUGACAUUGAUUUCCAGGAUGUUUUGUUUUUUUGUUUCCUAUAUGUCCUCUGUGUUGUCAACAGGGGCACUAGAAAGACUGCCACUGAAUAUGUUUCAAAGUUACAUUAGAGUUAUUACAAGCAAAUAAGAGAAUCUAUUUUUCUAGAAGUGACUGACAUAACCACUAGACUUUUUUUUUUCAAAAUCUGUUUGACAUGAGUCUGAGCUUUAACUUUGUUCUAAUUUUUUUAGUUAUCGAGCAGUCCUCCCAGUGCCCCAUCGUGUGUGUGUGUGUGUGUGUGUGUGUGUGUGUGUGUGUGUGUGUGUGUGUGUGUGUGUGUGUGUGUGUGUGUGUGUGUGUGUGUGUGUGUGUGUGUGUGUGUGUGUGUGUGUGUGUGUGUGUGUGUGUGUGUGUGUGUGUGUGCGCACAAGACUGUGACUGACAGCAGCUUUUUUUUCCAGACGAUUUGCGUGAGUUCGUCUUUGGGAGUUCCCAUUUGAGAAAUGUUAUGAGGAGGUAACAUUUAAUGUGAGUGUAAGAACAAUAAAAUAAAGUUUUUAAGUUUGAGCUUGUGAACUCACCACUGCAAGCACAUGAUGCAUUUCUGCUCUUUCUUUUGUGGAGAAUCAGACAUCAAAUCCACAGCGGAGAGACUUUUGUCACGAUACAUUUAGUAUUCAUGUUUUUUUUUUAAAUAUAUAUAUAAUAAUCUGCAAUGAAAUUCUUGGUAAAAUGUGAUCUAGUUUGUGUUAACUUAAAAAUUAUGAAUAAACUGGUGCCAAAUGUUUCGCACAAUCACUAUU
This is a messenger RNA of Hippoglossus stenolepis (Pacific halibut), 7540 nucleotides long. It is a transcript of the gene celf1, whose product is annotated as cugbp, Elav-like family member 1. NCBI's taxonomy places the organism in Eukaryota, Metazoa, Chordata, Actinopteri, Pleuronectiformes, Pleuronectidae. Gene Ontology annotation, cellular component: ribonucleoprotein complex; nucleus; cytoplasm. Gene Ontology annotation, biological process: mRNA splice site recognition; regulation of alternative mRNA splicing, via spliceosome. The coding region runs from base 1025 to 2560 and encodes 511 amino acids. Gene Ontology annotation, molecular function: mRNA 3'-UTR binding. The record is from RefSeq and is a predicted model, not a curated record. The transcript has 13 exons.